Symbiodinium sp. CCMP2592 is the source of this 330-nucleotide messenger RNA. The record is from the annotation of a GenBank genome assembly. NCBI's taxonomy places the organism in Eukaryota, Dinophyceae, Suessiales, Symbiodiniaceae.
AUGACGGAAGUGAAACCAAGGCUGAUCGAUGCUUUGGUUCAGAAGAUACCAGAGCAAUCCAGCGAGCAGCCCCUUGGAGUUGAGAAGCGAAGCAAAGCAGAAACCUUGAGCAUUUUGUCAUGCCGCGGGCCAGUUUGCUUCCUCGCCAGGUUCCAAGCCAUUUUUCUGGAGCUCCAGCUCGUGGUGCUCGGCACCGAGCAAUGUGUCGGAGGGGAGCAGCGAGAAGCAUGGCCACCUCGGCGCCUCUGCCUGCCAGUCGCAAAGCCGCAUUUGCUUCGCAAGGUCUGCUGCUCUCCGGAUCCGCAAGGGCUUGGAGGCGCUGUUUUCUAA